Messenger RNA from Lycium ferocissimum, 1087 nucleotides. RefSeq names its product probable calcium-binding protein CML45. The transcript has a single exon. Gene Ontology annotation, molecular function: calcium ion binding. NCBI's taxonomy places the organism in Eukaryota, Viridiplantae, Streptophyta, Magnoliopsida, Solanales, Solanaceae. The record is from RefSeq and is a predicted model, not a curated record. Bases 383 to 973 code for a protein of 196 amino acids.
AAACCAUAUAAUUUCUUAAAAUCACUUGGACUUUGCAGUGUGUAAACACCUUUUUCGCUUUCUUCCUUCAGGAGCAACACGGAUUGUUGGAUUCUUUUAUUACUGACGUGAAUAACGAGGAAGAAAUUAUGCCGACUUAUGCUACACUCCCACAAACAAGGCAACAAGAAAAUUAAGCUACUCAAUUUUUUUUCUUUGGGAAACUUAACAAUCUUUUCAACAUCUUUCCUCCAGAGUUUCCACCAAGACUGGACUGGUCGACCUAUCUCCUUAUAUAUAGUAACUUAACUUCUACAUUCAUCUCAUGACUUUGAUAUUACUCAAGACUUAUUAAUCUAACUCAAAAGGAAAAAAAUUACCCAAGCAAAAGGAACAUAAGUCCAUGGAGAAGAUCUUUUCAUUCUCAGCUCAGGCCAAGAAGAUAGGUGAUGCACUCAAUAAUUUUAAUUCUACCAUCUUAAUUUGUAUGAUUUUUUGCCUAGUAAUCACAUUUCAGGAAUUUCGUUCUUGUUUUUCUUUUUUAAUUCGAGUCAUUCUUUUGGUGUUUACUCCACGUAACAAGUCUAAUAAUGCUGAAACUUCGCCAAAGGCAAAAAACUUUGGCCCUGAAAAAAUUGUCAAUAAUGAGACAUUAUUGGAUGAAGAUGUUGAGAUAGUACUCGAUGCACUAAUGAAUAUUUGCAAACAAAAUGGGGAUAAGAAUAUUGAUAAGGUAGAAUUGGCUAAGGUUUUCGAUUCAUUUGGUGAAAAGGAGCCUAGUUUGGAAGAAGUUAAAGAAGCUUUUGAUAUGUUUGACGAGAAUGGAGAUGGCCACAUUGAUGCAAAUGAGCUAAAGAAAGUCAUUUGCAAGAUGGGGUUCAUGGAAUUUUCAGUGUUAGAUUGCCAAAGGAUGAUUGCGCCAUUUGAUGAAAACAGAGAUGGAAAAAUUGAAUUUGGUGAAUUUGUGAAGCUCAUGGAGAAUAUCUGUCAGUAACACUGCAUCAUUCACUUUCAAAUUUUCUUGUUUAAUUCUGUCUUUUACCCCCCUUGCAUUAUGUAAAUUAAUUAUGAUAAUAACACGUUCUGUAUUAAUCUGUUUCCGGCACAA